AUGAUUGCAGCUCUUCAGACAGAAACCACCACCAUGGCCCCGAACGGGAAUGCGAACGGUAACACUGAACAUGAACUGCAAUCUCAACAGCUUCUGGCUGUUGCAAGGACUGUCCUAGAGCAAGCCGUCGAUCUGGUGGACAAUUAUUUGACCUCGGACGACCAGCUCACGGUGCAUUCCAAAUCAUUGCCCGGGUCAACCAUUGGCAAGCAUCUACGACAUGCCCGCGAUCACUUCAUACUCCUUGUCGAGAGCGUUUCUUCAGAAUACGUGUUGAACUACGAUGUCCGAAGCCGCAAUACACCAAUGGAGAGUAGUCUUAGCGAGGCCAGAGUGGCGCUCAUCGAUGCCAUCACUCGGCUGGAGAAGGUAGUCCCCCAGGUGGAUAUUCAUCAACGCAUGGCUUUGAACGCCAUUACACCGUACCCGCAAACACUGGAGACGACCUUCGGUAGGGAGCUCUGGUUUGCUGCACUUCAUUGCAUACAUCACUGGUCAAUGGUUCGAGUCAUUGCUGGAGAACUAGAUAUCACACUGACAGACGACUUCGGGUUUGCCCCAUCCACGUUGGUACAUCAAGGCAAGGAAGCCCCUUUGGGAAAAGCAAAAAUCUAG
Messenger RNA from Pleurotus ostreatus (oyster mushroom), 615 nucleotides. RefSeq lists its product as uncharacterized. The record is from RefSeq and is a predicted model, not a curated record. NCBI's taxonomy places the organism in Eukaryota, Fungi, Basidiomycota, Agaricomycetes, Agaricales, Pleurotaceae. The transcript has 5 exons. The coding region runs from base 1 to 615 and encodes 204 amino acids.